CAAUCUUUGGAUCACGGCCUUGCCUUCUAGUCACUCCUUCAAUAACGCUACGCGUUUACAACAUUCUCUUAGACCAACUUACAACACAGUCCUUCACAGGCAAACCAAAGUAUUCCGAAAAUACCCCAAAAGUAACGUCUUUUCUCGAAAAACAAUAAAGAUGAAGUUCUCUUCUUCCGCCGUUCUCCUGGCUGCCGCCAUCGGUGCCUCUGCUCACCCCAGCGGCCACGCUCACCAGCGUGCUCACGCCAAGCGCGACUUCAUCGUCGCCAACAAACCCGUCACUGUCUACGAGACUCACGUUGUCACUGCUCCCGCCGCUCCCGCCACCGCUGUUCCUGAGGCUCCCGCUGCUCCUGCUCCCGUUCCCUCUCAGCCCAAGGCUGACGAGGCCGUCCCCAAGUCCUGGGCCACCGGUCCCUGGACCUCCGACGUUCCCAAGCUCAACAAGGGCAAGAAGCACAGCUCCGGCUCCGGCUACAAGCCUUUCUGCGGUGGCAAGAAGGCCAAGCGUGCCACUCUUGAGGACAUUGCUGCUACCGGCAACACUGGUGUUCCCGGUGACUACGGCUGCAACAUGAUGACCGUCGACUCCGACGUCGCCGACAAGUACACCUACACCACCACUUUCAAGAACGACCACAGCGAGGACAAGGAGUGUGCCUGCUGGAACAAGAUCGGUCCUCUGGGCAAGAUCGACGGUUUCUUCGCCAAGAACAUCCCCAUGCACUUCACUGUCGGUGCCAAGAGCUCCCAGGUCGUUGCUUUCGACGAGAACUCUCAGGGUGGCUGUGCUUGCUCUUCCAAGGAGGUUCCCACCACCAUCAACGGUCUCGUUGCCGGUACCUGGCUCGAGUUUGAUUUCGGCAGUGAGCGCAACGGUGGCUGGUCUGGGGCCGACGCUUCUUGCCUCGUCUCUGCUAAGGAGAAGCUCAACAUCCCCGGUCUCCGUGUCUGUGGCCACAACACCUGCUCCACCAUCAACCCCGGUGGCACUGGUACCAACGCCUACCUCGGCGGCAUGGAGGCUGAGGAUGGUGUAGGUCUCAACAUUAACGACAAGGAGGUCCGCCUUACCGUCGACAUCGACUACGAGGGCUAAGUUAUGCCAUAAAGCAUGGUUUGGUCUUUGCGUAAACUUGAUUUCAUAGAAUUGGGCUUAUUCUAUCUAUACAUGGUGUUUACGGUGCGCGGAAUUUAACAGUUAUCCAUAGUACUUUGGAUACUGUCUUUGGGAUCUUACUACAUCUUCUAAAUUAUAUAUUUUAUGAUAUAUAUUUCUCUUCGUUUCUCAUGUCUUUGU
Messenger RNA from Fusarium graminearum PH-1, 1303 nucleotides. RefSeq lists its product as uncharacterized. The coding region runs from base 161 to 1102 and encodes 313 amino acids. The record is from RefSeq and is a predicted model, not a curated record. Gene Ontology annotation, cellular component: extracellular region. Gene Ontology annotation, molecular function: IgE binding. Lineage: Eukaryota; Fungi; Ascomycota; Sordariomycetes; Hypocreales; Nectriaceae. The transcript has a single exon.